This is a messenger RNA of Cryptomeria japonica (Japanese cedar), 683 nucleotides long. Its product is annotated as protein BOLA2. Gene Ontology annotation, biological process: intracellular iron ion homeostasis. The transcript has 3 exons. Bases 99 to 359 code for a protein of 86 amino acids. NCBI's taxonomy places the organism in Eukaryota, Viridiplantae, Streptophyta, Pinopsida, Cupressales, Cupressaceae. Gene Ontology annotation, molecular function: 2 iron, 2 sulfur cluster binding. The record is from RefSeq and is a predicted model, not a curated record. Gene Ontology annotation, cellular component: cytosol; nucleus.
GAAAUAGUAUAUACCUCCGAUAUUUGUACCACUUUUGAGAGGUGCAACGCCUAUAUUCUAUGAGUCUCUUGAUAUGCGCCAUUAACUGAAUACCAGAGAUGGGCAUCACAAAGGAGACAGUAGAGGCCACCUUGACUGCGAAACUCAAUCCAACUCACCUGAAUGUGAUUGAUACAUCUGGAGGAUGUGGAGCGAGCUUUAAUGUUGAGAUAGUGUCAGCCCAAUUUGAAGGGAAGAGGUUGCUGGAGCGGCAUCGUAUGGUAAAUUCAGCACUAGCAGAAGAACUAAAAGAAAUUCAUGCACUUUCCAUAAAGAAGGCUGUAACUCCACAGCAGUGGCAAGAACAACAAGCUCAAUAAAAGCAUCUACCCAAUGAGCAUCUGACAUUGAUUAGUUUUUGAGCUUGACUUUGUGAAACUAUCAUGUUGAAAUGAGAAACUGAAACAUGUUAUUUAAUAAACUGAGAAGUACUAAAAUGGGGAGAUUUCUAGAAAACAUAGCUGGAAAUUAAGAUGAUGAGAAGGAAGGAGAUAUUAUUUAGACCCUAAGCCAUAUAAGUGGUUUCUUUUCACCAACAUCUUCAGGCUUUAAAGGUUUGACUUUUCCUAUUUAUUGGCAGUCUUGUUGUCAAACAAAUUAUGCAGUGUUAUGACUUUAAUGCAUUGUUAGCAUGUUUGAAUGUU